Cetraspora pellucida is the source of this 180-nucleotide messenger RNA. The record is from the annotation of a GenBank genome assembly. NCBI's taxonomy places the organism in Eukaryota, Fungi, Glomeromycota, Glomeromycetes, Diversisporales, Gigasporaceae.
AUGAUAAACUUAGAGACAUCAAAGCCAAAAUAUGUAGAGAAGGGACCAUUUAUAGUCAGCAGCUCUGAUAGAGAGUUCUCGUAUACUCAACCAGAAAACUCUAUGGAAAAUCUAAUAGAAGGUUCUGAAAAAUCAUAUAAAUUGGAGUCAGGUGAUGUGCAAUCAGAAAAAGAUGAAUCA